Paramecium sonneborni is the source of this 451-nucleotide messenger RNA. The record is from the annotation of a GenBank genome assembly. Lineage: Eukaryota; Ciliophora; Oligohymenophorea; Peniculida; Parameciidae.
UUUUAAUAUGAGUUUUGCUAAAAAACCUUUACCUAUAAAAGGAUCGAAGAAGCCAGAAAAAUCUCCACUUGAAUAAAUUCAAUUGAUACUUGGUAAUGAAUAUACAGUUGAAUAAAUAUAAAGUGCAUUAAAUUAAACAUCUGAUAUAUAGAAUGCAAUAAAAAUAUUGAAAUAAGAAAGGGAAGCUUUAUAAAACAAUACCAAAGUUCUUAAAUUUUAGUAAUUGAAUAAAGCAUAAUAAAUAUAAAAAAGAGUAAAUAAAUAUAAUAGCAAAUGGAUAAAGAGAGUAUUGGGAGAUGUUGAUUUGAAUAAGAAUUAAGAAAUUUUAAGUACGAUUUAAUCAUAAAUGGAGAAAUUAACAAUAGAUUAUGAAUUACAUAAACAAAUCGUUUAUAAUUUUAGUAUACCUUCUCGUGAUCAUUAUAAUAAUAAUACUAAUAAUUUACAAUGA